AUGAAUGUUCUACCUAACCCCAUGACCAGGGUCCAUCAGGAGCAGCCUCUCCCUCUCUGCUCCCAGGGGGCCCACCGCCAGGACUUCUCCUCCAGGUGUCCUCUAGGGCUUGGUGCUGGUCAUGGGGGCAGGCUUAGGGCCAUGGGGGGGCCUCUGGGGCCCCAGAGACCAGGCAAGUCACCGCGGGAGCUGAGCCCUGAGGAGCAGCAGGAUCUAAGGAGGAAGAUCAACAGCCGGGAGAGGAAGAGGAUGCAGGACCUGAACGUCGCCAUGGACGCUCUGAGGGAGGUGAUGGUGCCUUACGCCUCCUCCUCUCCUUCCUCCUCGUCCUCCUCCCAGGGGCCACACUCCCACCAGCAGCAGCCAGGGGCCCCACCUGGACGCAGGCUCUCCAAGAUCUCCACCUUGGUCCUGGCCCGUAACUACAUCCUCCUCCUGGGCUCGUCUCUACAGGAGAUGCGCCGGCUCCUGGGGGAGGUGAGUGCCGGGGUGGGGGUGAACACGGGGCCUGUCCCCAGGCUGCUCCUGGCCGGGGGUUGGCCCCUCCUCACCGGUCCCAGUCAGCUUCUCCUCUCCCCAGAAUCUCUCCUGACCUCGGCCUCCUCCUCCUCCAAGUGUCCUCUGCUGCCUCCUGGCCACUUGGAGGGCCCCAUGGCCCCGGUGCAGUGGGGCUCAGCUGGGGCUCCUGGUGGUCCACUCUGCCCCUGUGUGGUGUGCAGGCUGCCCAGCCCUGGACCCAGGUUCCCCAAGUGA
Molecule: messenger RNA, 753 nt
Organism: Salvelinus namaycush (lake trout)
Lineage: Eukaryota; Metazoa; Chordata; Actinopteri; Salmoniformes; Salmonidae
Product: oligodendrocyte transcription factor 1-like
Exons: 1
Coding region: 1-753 (250 amino acids)
Molecular function (GO): protein dimerization activity
Source: RefSeq, a predicted model, not a curated record